AUGCCUCCCAAGGCCCCGAAAGUAAAGGCGCCCAAGGUCGUCCCGGUCGUGGCCGACGCCGGCCCGCCGCCGAACCUCGACUUCAUCCCGCACCGUAUCGCUGUCUACGACCGCCUCAAGGCCGCUGCCGACGCCGAGCUCGCCAGCAAGCCCCGCGAGCCCAUCACCGUCACCCUGCCCGACGGCCGCCAAAUCGCCGGCACGUCCUACGAGACCACGCCCUACGACAUUGCCCGCGGCAUCAGCAAGUCCCUGGCCGACCGCACGGUCAUUUCGCGCGUCAAUGGCACCUUGUGGGAUCUGAUGCGCCCCUUUGAGGGCAGCGCCAACGUCGAGCUGCUCGACUUUGAGGACGAGGAGGCCAAGCGUGUCUACUGGCACUCGAGCGCCCACAUCCUGGGCGAGGCGGCCGAGAAGACAUUCGGCUGCCACCUCUGCUUCGGCCCGCCCACCGACGAGGGGUUCUUUUACGAUUUCGGCAUGCCCGCCGAGGACGGCGAGGGCAAGCCCAACGCGCACAGCGCCGUCACCGACGACGACGAGAAGCGCAUUGCCUCGCUCAUGGAGGGCAUUGUCCGCGAGCGCCAGCCCUUUGAGCGCCUCGUCAUGACCAAGGCCAACCUGCUGGAGAUGUUCAAGUUCAACAAGUACAAGCAGGUGCUCAUCAACUCCAAGAUCCCCGACGGCACGUCCACCACGGUCUACCGCUGCGGCCCGCUCAUUGAUCUGUGCCUGGGCCCCCACGUCGUCGACACCGGCCGCAUCAAGGCGUUUGCCGUGCUCAAGCACAGCGCGUCGUAUUUCCUCGGCGACGCCAAGAACGAUUCGCUGCAGCGCGUGUACGGCAUCUCGUUCCCCGACAAGAAGCUGCUCUCCGACUACAUGAAGUUUUUGGAGGAGGCCGCCAAGAAAGACCACCGGCGCAUUGGCCAGGACCAGGAGCUCUUCUUUUUCCACAAGAUGUCGCCCGGCUCGCCGUUUUUCCUGCCCCACGGCAUGCGCAUCUUCAACGCACUCAAGUCGUUUAUCGUCAGCGAGUACCACAAGCGCGACUACGUCGAGGUCAUGUCGCCCAACAUGUUCAACGCCGACCUGUGGCGCACGUCCGGUCACUGGCAGCACUACCAGGAGGACAUGUUCACGCUCGAGAUUGAGAAGCAGCAGUGGGGAUUAAAACCCAUGAACUGCCCCGGCCACUGUCUCAUCUUCGGCUCCAGAGAACGCUCGUACCGCGAACUGCCGCUCCGCAUGGCUGAGUUUGGUGUGCUCCACCGCAACGAGGCAUCGGGCGCCCUCUCGGGACUCACGCGCGUGCGCCGCUUCAUCCAGGACGAUACCCACAUUUUCUGCCAGGAGGACCAGAUCGGCGAGGAGAUCCGCGACCAGUUCGACUUCCUCCAGACCGUCUACGGCAAGCUCGGCAUGAAGUUCCGCCUCAAGCUGUCGACGCGCCCCGAGCAGUACCUCGGCCACAUCGACACGUGGAACCGCGCCGAGGCCACGCUGCAAAAGGCCCUCGACGAGUUCUCCGAGAAGACCGGCGACGAGUGGGAGCUCAACCCCGGCGAUGGCGCCUUCUACGGACCCAAGGUCGACAUCCAGAUCAUGGACGCCCUGCGCCGGUGGCACCAGUGUGCCACUGUGCAGCUGGACUUCCAGCUGCCGCAGCAGUUCAACCUGAGCUACAUGUCGGCGGCCAGCAGCAACCCUGCCGACGCCGCCAAGGCUGACGAGACGCCUGCGGAGCGGCCGGCCGAGGCUCCCGCUGCUGCUGAGGCCGCUCCCGCCGAGGCCGCUUCUGCCGAGGCUGCUCCUGCCGACGGUGCCAUCCCGGCGGGCGGCCCUGUCGUGCUGCCCCUGGCGCCGGGCUACGCGCGCCCCGUCAUGAUCCACCGUGCCGUGCUGGGCAGUUUCGAGCGCUUCAUUGCCACAUUGAGCGAGCACUUUGGCGGCAAGUGGCCGUUCUGGAUGAGCCCGCGGCAGAUCCUGCUGGUGCCCGUCAUGGCGGACGCCGAGGACUACGUGCGCGAGGUGCACAAGGUGCUCAAGGCCAAGGGCUUCUACGUCGACUCGGACCUCGGCGCCAACACCAUGAACAAGAAGAUCCGCAACGGCCAGGUGCUGCAGUACAACUACAUCUUUGUUCUCGGCUCCAAGGAAAUGCAGGACCGGAGCGUCAGCAUCCGCAUCCGCGACUCCAAGGGCGACCUCACGACGCUGUCACUGGACCAGGUGGUGGAGCGGCUGGUGAAGCUGCGGGAGGACAAGGGCCUGGACAUGGACCUGUCGGACCAGGUCGGGACCAAGGUAGAGGAGAAGACGGAGAAGACGGAGAAGGCAGAGAAUUAA
Sporothrix brasiliensis 5110 is the source of this 2349-nucleotide messenger RNA. RefSeq names its product threonyl-tRNA synthetase. The record is from RefSeq and is a predicted model, not a curated record. Gene Ontology annotation, molecular function: threonine-tRNA ligase activity; ATP binding. Gene Ontology annotation, biological process: threonyl-tRNA aminoacylation. The transcript is spliced from 4 exons. Gene Ontology annotation, cellular component: cytoplasm. The coding region runs from base 1 to 2349 and encodes 782 amino acids. NCBI's taxonomy places the organism in Eukaryota, Fungi, Ascomycota, Sordariomycetes, Ophiostomatales, Ophiostomataceae.